Octodon degus (degu) is the source of this 1246-nucleotide messenger RNA. Its product is annotated as 5'-AMP-activated protein kinase subunit gamma-2-like. NCBI's taxonomy places the organism in Eukaryota, Metazoa, Chordata, Mammalia, Rodentia, Octodontidae. The record is from RefSeq and is a predicted model, not a curated record. The transcript is spliced from 4 exons. The coding region runs from base 693 to 1226 and encodes 177 amino acids.
GCCAUCCUGGCCCCACGGGGCUCCGGGCGCGUCCUGCCGCGGGCAGGGCCGAGCGAUCCGCAGCCCGAACUUGCGCCCGCAGCCAUGCAGUAGCCCAAUUGCGAGGAGCUUUGCCUUUGCACCUCCUCUUCCCCUCCUGCCCUCCCUCUCGCGCGGAGGGGACCGCCCCGGUUCCAGGCUCCAGGCUGCUUUAUUCUGUGGCCGAGGGUCAGGCACUCAAAUACGGGCUGUCUCACGCCCUCCACCUAGACUUAGGCGCCAGAGCUCGGGCUUCCAAAUUGUUGUUUUUAAUUGCACCUGCCUCGGACAUUACCUCCGGGAAGCUGUGGGAGGAGCCAGAGGGUGGAAAAUGCUGCCUCGCUUUGCAAAAGGAAGAAAACUUUGUCACCCUGCAGGAGACCGCUGCCACGCGUAACCAGCACAAGCGCGGGCUUGGACUCCGACUUUGCACCCCGUGGUUCCGUAGGAGAAAGUGGGCGCCGGAUUCCGCGCUCCCAAGAUUCCAGCCCCUGGGUGGCGUGGCGCGAGUUCCCCGCUCCACCUCCUCCCCGCGGAAGUCCCCACGCGGUGCCUCCGCAGGGGAAAUACAGCUCUAAAGAACGCGUGGCUCGGGAGCAGCCCCAGCGGCCGGCCGAGGCAGAGAGGGCACCGAACCCCGGGGCGAGUCCCGGGCUUAACUUCUGGUUAAAGUUAUGGGAAGCGCGGCCAUGGACACCAAGAAGAAGAAAGAGGUUUCUAGCCCUGGAGGGAGCGGCAGCAGGAAGAAUCCCAGUCAGAAGAGGCGAUCGCUGCGAGUGCACAUUCCGGACCUGAGUUCCCUUGCCAUGCCGCUUCUCGACGGAGACCUGGGCAGCUCAGAAAAACAUCCCUCCCGCAAGGUGGACAGCCCCCUCGGCUCGGGCAGCCCCUCCAGAGGGCUCUUCUCCAGAGGCCCUCAGGCCCGGCCCUCCAGCCCCAUGUCUGCACCCGUGAGACCCAAGACCAGCCCGGGCUCUCCCAAAACCCUGUUCCCGUUCUCCUACCAGGAGUCCCCUCCGCGCUCACCGCGCCGCAUGAGCUUCAGCGGGAUCUUCCGCUCCUCCUCCAAAGAGUCUUCACCCAACUCUAAUCCAUCGACCUCACCCGGGGGCAUCAGGUUCUUCUCCCGCUCCAGAAAAAGUAAGACACUGGUGCUAUGGUUUCAGCCUCCAACGUCUCCUCUUCCCCGUCCACGCCUACCCAUGUGACCAAGCAGCACACGUUUCCG